Messenger RNA from Dibothriocephalus latus, 447 nucleotides. The record is from the annotation of a GenBank genome assembly. NCBI's taxonomy places the organism in Eukaryota, Metazoa, Platyhelminthes, Cestoda, Diphyllobothriidea, Diphyllobothriidae.
AUGGCCACCGACCAGAAUUACUGCGUGAAGAUCAACACCACUGCUCUGCCCUUUGACGUGGCCCAACAGGCCUGUGUGGAAAAGAAGCUGUCUUUGGCAACGGUAAUCAGCGAAUCGCAGCAGGCCUUUGUCACGGAACAAGUUCGUCAGGUUCGGUGUUUUUUGCCCCACUGUGACCUCGUUGGUCUCCUGUUCACCGCACUCACGCCACGACGACGACCACCACCACCUGCUGGCAUCCUCUCUUGGUCACCGAAGCUUGGUGUGAUGACAAGACAAGGUCUGCAUGUUGACAUCGGGCGCAGGUGUGUGAAGGACGUGCAAGUCCCCGCGAUCGCCUUCAGCCUGCAGAAGCACACUGAGGUGGCCUCCGUCGAAACGGGUGGUCAAACUAUCAUGUGCAUGCACCUUGAUGUGUCUACAACCUUGGUGCUUUUAUACCCGUAA